AUGAAUACCUUAGAAGAAAUAGGAAACCAAAAUAACGUAAAGGUUGCUAUGGAUCCUAGAAUACACCAAAGGUACAAAGAAGUUGAACUAGUGGACGAACUAUUACGAGUAUGCGGCCAAUAUCUUACAUACAUGUAUCAUUUCACGGUAUAUCUCGGUGACCCUGGAUAUCAACAAGGUAUUGGUCCGGAACAUGGUGUUAGUCAAGCAACAGCACAGUCGAACGAAUGGAUAAAGUUUCCAACUACCAACCAUGAACUGAUGGAGGCCAAGCGGGUAUGGCAAAGCAUGUAUAAAUGUCCAACAGCAAUUGGUGUAACUGAUUGUACACAUAUAGGAAUCCUGAAAGCAAAUAGCCAUGGAGAUGAGUAUAUCCACCGAAAAGGGAAACCUACUUUAAAUGUGCAAGCUACUUGUGAUGCCAGAGAGAUGUUCACAAGUGUUGAUGUCAGUUGGCCUUUAGCAGUGCAUGAUUUCAGAAUAUGGAGAUAUUCACAGACUAGAUCACAACUAAUAAAUAAAGCAAAUGUACUACUUGGCGAUGACGGUUAUGAAGAGUUCCACCGAGAAGCAGGUCGUGAGGAACACCGGGAGCCAGUAGGAGCAUCGGCGGCGACGUAG
Molecule: messenger RNA, 621 nt
Organism: Acanthoscelides obtectus
Lineage: Eukaryota; Metazoa; Arthropoda; Insecta; Coleoptera; Chrysomelidae
Source: the annotation of a GenBank genome assembly